AUGGGGGUUCUGUUGCCUAAAGGAGUUGAAGGCACUUCGAGGGUUGGAAAAGCUUCUAAGAAAACAAAGAAGCAUGAAUCACAAAUCGAGAAGGAGGUUACGAAACCAGUUCAAGAACUUGCUACAAAGGAUGUUCAAAAGGAAGUUGUUCCUUCGAAAAUAGGUGUUCUGAAACGAACCAAGAAGCCAACACAUCGACCUCGUCAUUCUCCAGAACGACCAAUCAUUGAAGAAGUUCCUGUUGAGCCUUUCUCUUCACCAAAGGAGGGUUCUAUUUUGAAGAUCAGGAAAAUUCGCAAACCUCAGCUUAAUCGAAGGGGUGUGAAAAUUCGUGAUGUUCCAGCUCCAGUUUCACCAGCUUUAAAGAAACGAAAAUCACAUGAAGUGGUGAAAAAGAUACAAAAGAAAAAGAAGCAGCUGGAAGACCCUCUUGAUGAGGUAGUUGUCGAAACUGAUUUCGAGAGUGGGAGUGACAAAUCUCCUAUUCAUCACGAAGUGCAUGGAUUUGGCUUUUCAUCACCACAAAGGGACUUUCCAACACAUGGGGUCAACAUCUAG
Lactuca virosa is the source of this 558-nucleotide messenger RNA. The record is from the annotation of a GenBank genome assembly. NCBI's taxonomy places the organism in Eukaryota, Viridiplantae, Streptophyta, Magnoliopsida, Asterales, Asteraceae.